AUGAAGGGCGAUGAUGGCGAUUGGAUUUUCGUUACCGGACGGCCUUCUCGGCGCCGCGCGAAUGUGCACAUCCCCCGCAGAGGUAAUCUAGAUGAGUCCGUCUGGCGCUGCGCCCGCGACCGCGUGAUUCGGGAGGUUCAUGAAGCGUGGAAGGAAGCGCAAAAGUUUUUGAAAAUUGUGCUUCAAACUUUGCAUUCCCAUUUGGGCUCCCAACAGACCACCCGCAUCGUGGCUCUGGGACUGGGCUCACCAACGGCACUCUCUCUGCCAUUGAUCCGCUCAUGUUGUUGUCAACUUGCAGUUUGCCUCAUUGUGCGUGAAACCCUAAACAUCAAUCGAGUUGACGUUUUCGAUCCUAUAAUGGACGUGAAUGACGUGGAAGCUUGCCGAUCGCUGCUGCAUGACUUCAGGGUCGAUCUCCCCGGCUUGCAAUCUCUAUGUGAAUCCCGCCAUCAAAUAUACCAGGAGGACUCUGGUUCCGCAGUCAGUGAGCCACAGUUACUGCUCUGGAUGCCUCACUGUGAAGCCGCACUCUACAGAGCCGUGUUGCUAGCCAUUGAGGCGGGGGCGGACCCGCUUGCGGCAGCUAAGGAACUGUGCGGGGCAGGCGGAGCGAGAUCACAUAUGCGAUACGACCUUUCGAAUGUCGUACUCGUAGGUAACUCACUGAAGGACUACGGAGGCGACGUGGCAAUGCCUCAACACAUCAUAGACCGCGUUGUCGAAUCUGCGCUACCAGUGUUCGACCCAUUCCCGCAGGCAUUUAGUGGGACUUAUGUUACAAAAUUCAAAUAG
Babesia bigemina is the source of this 795-nucleotide messenger RNA. RefSeq lists its product as hypothetical. The transcript has a single exon. Gene Ontology annotation, cellular component: nucleus; cytoplasm. The coding region runs from base 1 to 795 and encodes 264 amino acids. The record is from RefSeq and is a predicted model, not a curated record. NCBI's taxonomy places the organism in Eukaryota, Apicomplexa, Aconoidasida, Piroplasmida, Babesiidae. Gene Ontology annotation, biological process: microtubule-based process.